CAGAAUAAAAUUGCUCGCUCACUCAGAUCUAACCCUUCCCCUCCUCUAUCAUUCUCUCUCUCUUCUUGGAUCACUGGAGUCAAGAUUCCGUCACUCAGAUCUCGAUCUUUGCCUGCCCUGCUUCGCCCUCUCGGGGAUCUAGCUUCUCUUGCGUGUUCCGGAGCCGAAGGUUGAGUUCCGGAAGCCCUCGCCUCGGCCAUAGCCAUGAACCCCUUCUCCUCGGGGACGCGGUUGAGGGAUAUGAUUCGGGCCAUACGUGCCUGCAAAACUGCUGCAGAAGAACGUGCUGUUGUGAGAAAAGAAUGUGCAGCUAUACGUUCUGCUAUUAGUGAAAAUGAUCAAGAUUAUAGACAUCGUAACAUCGCAAAACUCAUGUUCAUUCACAUGCUUGGUUAUCCAACUCAUUUUGGUCAAAUGGAAUGUCUCAAACUGAUAGCUUCAGCUGGGUUCCCUGAGAAACGAAUUGGUUAUCUGGGCCUUAUGCUUCUUCUUGAUGAGAGACAGGAAGUUCUUAUGCUGGUUACAAAUUCCUUGAAACAAGAUCUCAAUCAUACAAACCAGUACAUUGUGGGUCUAGCACUUUGUGCUUUGGGAAAUAUAUGUUCUGCAGAAAUGGCAAGCGAUCUAGCAGCAGAAGUAGAAAGAUUACUACUAACUAAAGACCCAAAUAUUAAAAAGAAGGCUGCCUUAUGCUCGAUCAGGAUUAUUAGAAAAGUUCCAGACUUGGCAGAAAACUUUUUAAGUCCUGCAGCUUCGUUGUUGAAGGAAAAGCACCAUGGAGUUUUAAUAGCUGGAAUUCAGCUUUGUACAGAUCUAUGUAAAGUCAGUGCAGAUGCCAACAAGCAUCUGCGAAAGAACUGCACAGAGGGAUUGAUUCGGAUAUUGAAGGAUGUCUCAAAUAGUUCGUAUGCACCUGAGUAUGACAUUGCUGGGAUUACAGAUCCUUUCUUACACAUCCAAGUGCUUAGGCUGAUGCGAAUGUUGGGCCAGGGAGAUGCAGAUACCAGUGAAUAUAUGAAUGAUAUUCUUGCUCAGAUUGCUUCAAAAACUGAAUCAAACAAAAAUGCUGGGAAUGCUAUUCUAUAUGAAUGUGUUGAAACUAUUAUGGGUAUAGAAGCGACCAGUGGUCUGCGUGUUCUUGCAAUCAAUAUCUUGGGUAGAUUCUUGUCAAAUCGUGACAACAACAUCAGAUAUGUUGCCUUGAACAUGCUUAUGAAAGCCAUUGCAGUAGAUUCUCAAGCAGUGCAGAGGCACAGAACAACAAUUCUAGAAUGUGUCAAGGAUUCUGAUGCCUCAAUCAGGAAGAGGGCUCUUGAACUUGUUUUUCUGUUAGUCAAUGACACAAAUGCUAAGCCUUUGACAAAAGAACUUAUUGAUUAUCUCGAAGUGAGCGAUCAAGAUUUUAAGGGAGAUCUAACUGCCAAAAUUUGUUCAAUCAUUGAAAAGUUUUCUCAAGAAAAGAAAUGGUAUAUUGAUCAGAUGCUAAAGGUUUUAUCUCUGGCAGGGAGCUACGUGAAAGAUGAUGUGUGGCAUGCUCUUAUAGUUGCAAUAAGUAAUGCACCUGAUCUUCAAGGAUACUCUGUAAGGUCACUGUACAAGGCAGUCCAAACAUCAUUUGAACAGGUAAGUUUAGUUCGAGUAGUGGUAUGGUGCAUUGGAGAAUAUGGCGAGAUGCUGGUUGGUAAUGUUGGGGUGUUGGAAGUUGAGGAACCGUUGACCGUAACAGAAUCUGAUACCGUGGAUGUUUUGGAGGCAUGUUUAACAGGUCAUUCAGCAGAUAUUACAACUAGAUCAAUGUCCUUGAUUGCUCUUCUGAAGCUCUCCUCACGUUUUCCCCCAACUUCAGAGAGGAUAAAAGAGAUUAUCACAGUGCAUAAAGGAAGUAUUGUGCUUGAAUUGCAACAAAGAGCAAUUGAAUUCAACUCUAUAAUCCAGAGACAUGACAACAUAAAAUCUUCUUUGGUUGAGCGAAUGCCUGUUCUGGAUGAGUCAGCUUAUAUGGUGAAGAAAGCUAACUCUUCACAAGAAAACAUUGUAGCUGUUAAAUCUAGCCAAAUGUCUUUAGCUGGAACUUCAGUUACGCUUCCAAAUGGUGUCGCAAAGCCACCUGCUGCUCCCUUGGUCGAUUUACUUGAUUUGAGUUCUGAUGAUACUCUGGUUCCUACUUCAACCUCUAAGGAUUUUUUGCAUGACCUGUUGGGCAUUGACUUGACAAAUUCAUCAUCCUCAGGCAUUGCUCCAUCAGGGGGUACUGAUAUUCUUAUGGAUCUGUUAUCUAUUGGAACACCUGUUCAAAGUGAUAUUUCACCAGAAACUGUUUCUUCCAACCAAGGAUUUGCACCAACAACUAAACCUACUCCUACCACUGUUCAAGUACUGGAUUUGUUGGAUGUGUUACCAUCAAAUGGAUCUGUUGCAGGAGAUCAAAGUCCUCUUUAUCCAUCUAUCACUGCUUUCCAGAGCAGCACCUUGAAGAUCAUGUUCAGUUUCAAAAAGCAUCCUGAAAAACCACAAGUUACUGAAAUCCAUGCAACAUUUAUGAAUUUGUCAUCUGAUUCUUAUACAGAUUUUGUUUUUCAAGCAGCAGUGCCAAAGUUUAUCCAGCUACAUUUGGACCCAGCCAGCAGCAAUCAUCUUCCGGCCAAUGGCAAUGGGACAAUUACACAAACAGUUACUGUUACUAAUAGUCAGCAUGGACAGAAACCCCUGGCCAUGCGUAUUAGAAUGGUUUACAAAGUUGACAACCAAGAGAAGUUGGAACAAGGACAGAUUAACAAUUUCCCUCCCGGUUUAUGAGUCUUUAAACUGCUUUUCCACAAGAAUUUACCCUCUUCUUCUGCAGAAAGAGUGCUAUCUUGUUCUCUCUUUGUGUGUUCUUAAACAAUUAAGAGAAAUUUUUUUGAUAAUUGAUUUAGUGUUAUGUAUAGUUUAUCGGCUAUCAAAUAACAAUGUCCAGUUGCACUCUUUCAGCCUGUGAGCACCAAGCAUUUAGAUUGGAGGUGUGCGGAAGUUAUUCAUUCUUGCUAGUAGGGAAGAGGUCACAAUGAAACUUGAUCUAGGGGUUGUAUAAAUGUUUGUCAGAGCUAUCUAUUUUUAGCCAUAUGGUGUUGUUCAUUGUA
Musa acuminata AAA Group (dessert banana) is the source of this 3119-nucleotide messenger RNA. Its product is annotated as AP-1 complex subunit gamma-2-like. Bases 205 to 2796 code for a protein of 863 amino acids. Gene Ontology annotation, cellular component: AP-1 adaptor complex; Golgi apparatus; membrane coat. Lineage: Eukaryota; Viridiplantae; Streptophyta; Magnoliopsida; Zingiberales; Musaceae. Gene Ontology annotation, molecular function: clathrin-cargo adaptor activity. The record is from RefSeq and is a predicted model, not a curated record. Gene Ontology annotation, biological process: Golgi to vacuole transport; intracellular protein transport. The transcript has 19 exons.